This is a messenger RNA of Ambispora leptoticha, 820 nucleotides long. The record is from the annotation of a GenBank genome assembly. NCBI's taxonomy places the organism in Eukaryota, Fungi, Glomeromycota, Glomeromycetes, Archaeosporales, Ambisporaceae.
AUGCUGAUGACCAACACCCCUUGUAUCGGUAUUGCUAGGGUUGGGUACGAUCAUGGGUUACCCGAUCGUAACUGGCUUAGUGAAAACGUUCUAAAGGAAAAACUGUGUGGUCAACGUCGUAGUAUAUUGGUGGCAGUACCUGGAACGAUACUCCAGCCUGUGUGGAAAGCCAAGCGAGGAAAAUUCAAGGUUAAAGGAACAAAGACCCCGUAUAACUGCAUUUGGCCACGACAGAAGGACUUGGGCAGACGAAAGUCCUACUCGUUGAAUUUCGAAGAGCCAAAAGUUUCGAAGUGCAUUGUGUAUUUUAAGAGAUACAAAAGGACAUUUCGAAAGAGAAUGAAAGGUGAAAAUCGGUUGGUUUCAUUGGUCGAAAACAUGAUUGAGGUGGUGGCUGAAGUUGUGAAGAGCUUGAAGGUGGUGCAAACGAAACGACGAUGUUAUAGACCACGCUUAUGCUACGUAUGUAGAUGCCCAGGACAUUUGGCUCAAUCAUGUCCAUCGCAAGUACAACCUAUGAUUAUGGUUAAAGAAAAGGAUCAGAAUAUGAGCUGGAAAAGAAAUCGGCAAGAGAAAAAGAAAAGGGAUACAAAUCCGAAUGAAGUCCAAAAUGUACAGAUCUUUAGGUGCGUGGAUGAAGAAAUUAAAGGUUUUCGAAACCCAGAAACGAGAAAUGGAAUGUUGGUGAAAGGUCAUACGAAGAAUCACGUGAGCUUACCUAAUUCAAGACAAUGGACCAAGGUGUGUAGUAACGGAUCUAAUAGUGGAAAUGUGAGACCCAGAGCGUCGAAUGACUGGAGGAUAUCUUAUAACGUCAAAG